AUGUGUGUAUGGUGCUGGAGGUGCUGGGCCACCAGCUUCUCAAAUGGAUCAUCAAGUCCAACUACCAGGGCCUGCCCGUGCCCUGCGUGAAGAGCAUCGUGAGGCAGGUGCUGCAUGGCCUGGACUACCUCCAUACCAAGUGCAAGAUCAUCCACACGGACAUUAAGCCCGAGAACAUCCUGCUAUGUGUGGGGGACGCCUACAUCAGGCGCCUGGCUGCCGAGGCCACGGAGUGGCAACAGGCAGGGGCGCCACCCCCUUCCCGCUCCAUAGUCAGCACUGCCCCCCAGGAGGUCUGGCAGACCGGUAAGCUGUCCAAAAACAAGAGGAAGAAGAUGAGGCGCAAACGGAAACAGCAGAAGCGGCUGCUGGAGGAGCGGCUGCGGGACCUGCAGAGACUGGAGGCCAUGGAGGCUACGACCCACGCUGAGGACUCUGGCUUGAGACUAGACGGGGGCAGCGGCUCCACCUCCUCUUCAGGCUGCCACCCCGAGGGUGCCAGAGCAGGUCCCUCCCCAGACUCUUCCUCCCCUGCCCCGAGGGAUGGCCGUAGCCUCAGCCCCGGCUCACAGACCUCAGGCUUCUCCGGCUCCCUCUUCUCUCCUGCCUCCUGCUCCAUCCUCUCCGGCUCAUCCAAUCAGCGAGAGACCGGGGGCCUCUUGUCACCUAGCACACCAUUUGGUGCCUCGAACCUCCUGGUGAACCCCCUGGAGCCCCAAAAUGCAGAUAAGAUCAAGAUCAAGAUCGCAGACCUGGGCAACGCCUGCUGGGUGCACAAGCACUUCACAGAGGACAUCCAGACUCGGCAGUACCGGGCCGUUGAGGUGCUGAUUGGCGCCGAAUAUGGCCCCCCAGCAGACAUCUGGAGCACAGCCUGCAUGGCCUUCGAGCUGGCCACUGGUGACUACUUGUUUGAGCCACAUUCUGGAGAAGACUACAGUCGUGAUGAGGACCACAUCGCUCACAUCGUGGAGCUUCUGGGGGACAUCCCCCCAGCCUUCGCCCUCUCAGGCCGCUAUUCCCGGGAGUUCUUCAACCGGAGAGGAGAGCUGCGGCACAUUCACAAUCUCAAGCACUGGGGCCUGUACGAGGUGCUCAUGGAAAAGUACGAGUGGCCCCUAGAGCAGGCCACGCAGUUCAGUGCCUUCCUGCUGCCCAUGAUGGAGUACAUCCCCGAAAAGCGGGCCAGUGCCGCUGACUGCCUCCAGCACCCCUGGCUCAACCCCUAGGCCCGGCCACGGCUCUGCCUCCAGCUCUCCCUGCCUUGAGGGAAAAGUGGCACAGCUCCCCACAACUGCAGGGCAGAAGAGACGCUGGAGCCAGGCCCGGCUCUCAGAGCGUAUUCUGCCUGAGACUCCCAGGAGGGCCCUUGGAGAAAGUGUGUGUGUUCCUUUCUUAAUAAAGCGUGGACUGAACAUCGGUGCCUGGAGUGAGGGAGGCCCACG
Messenger RNA from Piliocolobus tephrosceles (Ugandan red Colobus), 1445 nucleotides. RefSeq names its product SRSF protein kinase 3 (gene SRPK3). The transcript has 10 exons. Gene Ontology annotation, molecular function: ATP binding; protein serine/threonine kinase activity. Gene Ontology annotation, biological process: peptidyl-serine phosphorylation; intracellular signal transduction; spliceosomal complex assembly. The record is from RefSeq and is a predicted model, not a curated record. The annotation marks the transcript as partial. Lineage: Eukaryota; Metazoa; Chordata; Mammalia; Primates; Cercopithecidae. Gene Ontology annotation, cellular component: nucleus; cytoplasm.